This is a messenger RNA of Coregonus clupeaformis (lake whitefish), 2108 nucleotides long. It is a transcript of the gene wrnip1, whose product is annotated as WRN helicase interacting protein 1. The record is from RefSeq and is a predicted model, not a curated record. Gene Ontology annotation, cellular component: nucleus. Bases 264 to 1832 code for a protein of 522 amino acids. Gene Ontology annotation, biological process: DNA-templated DNA replication; regulation of DNA repair. The transcript is spliced from 7 exons. Gene Ontology annotation, molecular function: enzyme activator activity; ATP hydrolysis activity; ATP binding. NCBI's taxonomy places the organism in Eukaryota, Metazoa, Chordata, Actinopteri, Salmoniformes, Salmonidae.
UGGCGAGCGAAGUCGCAGGUAGCGUUGCAGAGCAAUUACAAUGUCCCGUUUGUUCGAAGGAUUUCGCGGCGUCAGAAAUCAAUGCCCAUCUGGACAGAUGUUUGUUAAACAAUGACAGUUGUCCGACAUCAACCAGUAAAGACGAGAACGAACCACCUCUCAAGAAAUCUCGCAUUUCUAGCGAAGCGUCUAGUCCACCUGUCAACAAGACAGACUCGUCGGAGGCGAGGAAAGGUACCACGCCGUCCUCUCCGGUUUUCGGUAUGUUUCAGAUCAACAGAAAUAAGGGUCCAAUUGAAGGUGAACGAAUAACAUUUUUAUCGAAUAAGCCGAGUGCCAGCACUGCUGUCAGUAAAGGAAUUAAACGUCAUUCACCGGGCGAGACAGGGCCAGGUGUGGCCAUGGGACAGUUUGGCAUCGACCCACCUGUAUCGAACACACUGAAAAAGACCCCGCGUGAAACAACACCUGCGAGCGCACUGCUGAAUAUCGAUAAACCACUGGCGGAGAAACUGCGACCAACCACGCUAGAGGAAUAUUUCGGCCAAAACAAAGUAGUGGGAGAACACACCCUUCUCAGGUCGCUGUUGGACUCUCAGGAGAUACCGUCAUUGAUCCUGUGGGGACCGCCUGGAUGUGGAAAGACCACCCUGGCCCACAUCAUAGCCAGCAGCAGUAAGAAGAGGGGCACGGCCCGCUUCGUUUCUCUCUCUGCCACCAGCACGUCCACCAAUGAGGUGCGAGAGGUCAUUAAGCAGGCCCAGAAUGAGCUAAAACUGAUGAAGAGGAAGACCAUCCUCUUUAUAGAUGAGAUCCAUCGCUUCAACAAGUCACAACAGGAUACCUUCCUCCCUCAUGUGGAGUGUGGGACGGUGACUCUGAUCGGGGCGACCACGGAGAAUCCUUCGUUCCAGGUGAACGCGGCUCUGCUGAGCAGGUGCAGGGUCCUGGUUCUGGACAAGCUGUCUGUGGAGGCGAUGGGGUCGAUCCUGCUCAGGGCCGUCGCUACGCUGGGGAUCAGUGUACUGGGAGAAGAUCUCAACGAUGGCAUGGAUCAAGACGAGUUAGACUCAACCGAGCUCGGAUCAGAACCAAAGGUCUAUAUUGAGCAGAAGGCUCUGGACACCAUAGCCCACCUGUGUGACGGAGACGCCCGGGCGGGGCUAAACGGGCUCCAGCUGGCUGUUCAGGCCCUGGUGGGUGCAGCCCAUCCUGGCCAAUCAGGAUCUGGCAGUACCCCACAGGACAUUGUGGUGCAGGAGGAGCAUGUGAAGGAGGGCCUUCAGAGGUCCCAUAUCCUCUACGACAAAGCAGGUGAGGAGCACUAUAACUGCAUCUCAGCGCUGCACAAAUCAAUGAGGGGCUCCCACGAGAACGCUUCCCUCUACUGGCUGGGCCGCAUGCUGGAGGGAGGAGAGGACCCUCUGUACGUGGCUCGCAGACUAGUCCGCUUCUCUAGUGAAGACGUGGGUAUGGCAGAUCCCUCUGCCCUUCCCCAGGCUGUAUCUGCCUUCCAGGCCUGCCACUUCAUCGGGAUGCCAGAGUGUGAGGUGAUCUUGGCUCAGUGUGUGGUGUACCUGGCCAGGGCUCCCAAGUCGGUAGAAAUCUACAAGGCGUACGAUAACGUGAAGGCCAGUCUGAGGAACCAUAAGGGACCCCUGCCCUCUGUUCCCCUGCACCUUCGCAACGCCCCCACCAAACUCAUGAAGGACCUGGGCUAUGCUAAGGGCUACAAGUACAACCCUGCCUUCAGUGCCCCUGUGGAGCAGGACUACCUGCCUGAGGAGCUCUGGGGCAUGGACUUCUUCACCUGGAACCCCUCUGACCCAUAACCUCUGACCUUUGAGGUUGACACAUGACCUCUGGCAUCUGAGGUCAAGGUUACUAUGAGGGUUAGAAUGCUAAAGCUUCCAUUGUUGUGCUAUGAGGACCUCUGAAAAUGCUGCUGGAUCUAACACGAAUUGAACACUUAUGCCUAAGACUAAUUUUGAGUUCAAUGUUAUCACUUUGUUAAAUAAAUACAUUUAAUCUUGUAUUGUAGAUUGUUACCAUUAUGUUGAUAUAUUUUGUCCAAUAGACUGUUAUAAAUAAACAGGAACAGUAAUUAA